Elgaria multicarinata webbii is the source of this 618-nucleotide messenger RNA. It is a transcript of the gene FIGLA, whose product is annotated as folliculogenesis specific bHLH transcription factor. Gene Ontology annotation, molecular function: protein dimerization activity; DNA-binding transcription factor activity, RNA polymerase II-specific; RNA polymerase II transcription regulatory region sequence-specific DNA binding. The record is from RefSeq and is a predicted model, not a curated record. The coding region runs from base 1 to 618 and encodes 205 amino acids. The transcript has 3 exons. NCBI's taxonomy places the organism in Eukaryota, Metazoa, Chordata, Lepidosauria, Squamata, Anguidae. Gene Ontology annotation, biological process: regulation of transcription by RNA polymerase II; developmental process.
AUGGCUGAAGAACCACCUGGGGUGGAAACACCGCAGUCGCCUCUGCUACUGCUGCUGACCCCACCACCUGAGGUUCUGGGCAAGAUCCUGAGCGAGCAGUUUGGCCCCCUGCCUCUCAUGGCUCCCAUCACCCGCAUGAAGAGGAAGCCUUCCGGCCACUACUUCCCCACGGAGAACCAGGAGCAGGUGCUGGGUCGGAGGCGCGCUGCUAACGCCAAGGAGAGAGAGAGGAUAAAGAACUUGAACAGUGGCUUUUCCAAGCUCAAAUCUAUUGUGCCGCUGCUCCCAAAGGAUCGGAAGCCCAGUAAGGUUGAUAUGCUUAAAGCAGCGGCUGAAUAUAUUCGCCUGUUGCGCUUGAUUUUGGAUGAAACUGGAGGGAUUGAGGUUGAAGACUCAUCAGACAAUCACCCUUCUGGGUCCAUUUCAGCACCAGGGCCCCUAGAGAAGUGUUUACUAGGAAGCAGCACCACGUCACCAAGAUCCAACUGUUACAUUAAGGCAGAAAAUGGCGUGGAGAUGGUUUGGACCAAUCAGAUGGUGGAGGCCCCUGUCUGUACCUGGGGGGAAAUGAUUCUGCCUGCCUACAUGGGGAUUGUAGAACUUCACAAAAGUGGAUAA